CUUCCCCUCUUGUAUCGAUUCCCAAUCCCCGUCGAAUCGUAACUUCCGCAAUCUACGUGAAACAAACCACUCAACACAUUCUACUCGGAUGAUGUCAGGCUCCUGGACCAGCAUGGGCCAACGCAGCCUCGUCGACCUCAACGACCCCCUCGCACGAUCCCACGCGGUAUCCUACUUUCCCUCGGCCAAGUUCGAUGGUUUCCCGUACGACGAGGGUCUCGUCCAUCCAGAGUCGACGGAAGAGCGCAAGAAGCGGGAGAGGAAGGAGAAGGCGGCGGAUAAGCUCGCGCGGUCGGAGAGCAGGAAGAGGAGGCGGAGUGCGGUGUGGACGUCCAUCAAGGGCUUGUUGAAUGGAGACGACGAUGGUCGUGUAAGCUAUGGAGACACAAUUGGAGCUUCGCUUCCUGUUUUGCCGCGAAGCGAAUGGCGGCAUUCGAGUCCUACGUCUUGGCCUCCACCAAGGCCAGCUUCGGCCAUGUCGUUCGCUGCACAAAGCUCUGCAAACAGCCUCUCCAAAUCGUCCAGCAUUGCCAGUGACCGCCCCAUGCGAGACUAUAACAUGUUCUCUCCGGUUCCUGUCCAAUGGUACACCCCGGAACCAAGCCCUUUGUCGUUGUCAGAAAACAUUGGCUCAAGUGUACUUGACCCACUCCCUCAUGAAGUCACGUUGAAUCCCUAUCUGCGACACAACCCCGCUGGCCCAGCGCCCGUCAUAUUUGACAUCAACCUCCCACCCUACGGAGUCACCUACACCGCUGCCCUCCCCUAUGAAGUCGCCCUCUCCCCAAGCGACUUCGCCCAGCUCGCAACAUGGCCGCGCGUGACGCGCUUCCGCAUCACCAGCGUCGCCGACGACUCGUCGCCGCACCUGCCCUGGCCCGUCGACGCGCACAACCCGUGCGGCGUCACGCUCGGCGACGUGCUCACCGCGAUCAGCACGACGUUCCACGCGCUCAUCACGCACGCCGAGUUCAACGCGUGGAGCGGGCGCCGGCGGGACAUGGUCGCGCGCGCGUACUGGCACCGUAUGCGCACGCGGAUGGCGAACAAGGACUGCGACUGGGACCAGAUCGAUGGGUCGGCGGCGCAGCCUGGUAUACGGCGGGCGGAUUGUAUGGCGGAUAAAUGCAUGUUCCGCGGGCUGGAGCCGUCGCCUGCCAGGGAUGGGACGUGGAUGCUGUUUCUUGGGCCUGCGUGAGUGGGGAGGGCGGAGCUGUGGUGCGUGGUGCGAUCAUGUACUUUGUUCUCGAUUCGUCUCGUUUCUUUCUGGGCACUUUGGACAGUCAUCGGUAUCGGAUUCUCAUGUCUUGUUUGCAUGUAUCUUAUCAUAAGGAUGGAAUACUAAAAGC
Messenger RNA from Coniophora puteana RWD-64-598 SS2, 1349 nucleotides. RefSeq lists its product as uncharacterized. The transcript has 3 exons. NCBI's taxonomy places the organism in Eukaryota, Fungi, Basidiomycota, Agaricomycetes, Boletales, Coniophoraceae. Bases 113 to 1198 code for a protein of 361 amino acids. The record is from RefSeq and is a predicted model, not a curated record.